UUGUUGUUGCUUCCACGUGACAGAUUCAUAGCUUUUUUCCCUCCUUUCUCGUGCGUCUUUUUUUGGCAAUGUUUCCCAGCCCCAGCACGUCCACACCCUUCUCUGUCAAGGAUAUAUUAAACUUGGAGCAGAAUCCCGACGUGAUGGUAUCUUCUCUUGACAUUUCCCCGCGCAUGGACUGCUCUGCCACCUCAUCCUGCAUGCUGGCCCGCUUGAAGCAGGAGCCUCUCCGGGACAUGUCCACCGCCGCCGCCUCCUCCUCCUCCCUAACUCACCAGGACAUCCAAGACUCCAACAAGGCCGGCAGAGGCAACUUUGCGCCUACAUUUUACGGCAAAUCAUACACGGGGAUGGAAAUGGAGAGGGGUGCGAAAUCAGAUGCGUUUGAGGAGAAACGAAGAAAAGAAGAUUUCCGCGCCCCUGCCGGGCCUCAGCAGGACGCAAAGACCGAGGAGCUGGAGCGGCCCAAGCCUCGGAGACGCAGGAAGCCGCGGGUCCUCUUCUCCCAGGCGCAGGUGUACGAGCUGGAGCGCCGCUUCAAGCAGCAGAGGUAUCUGUCCGCCCCGGAGCGAGACCACCUGGCCGGGGUGCUCAAACUCACCCCGACCCAAGUGAAGAUCUGGUUCCAGAACAGGAGGUACAAGUGCAAGCGACAGAGGCAGGAUCAGAGCCUGGAGAUGGUGUCCCUGCCGCCGCCCAGGAGGGUGUCGGUCCCGGUGCUGGUGCGGGACGGGAAGCCCUGCCUCGCCGGGGAAGCGGCCGCCUACAACCCUUCCUACAGCGUGGGACCCAUCAAUCACUUCGCCUACAACAACUACCCGGCCUUCAGCAACUACGCCGGGCCCGGAUGCAACACAAACUACGCGUGCAGUUAUCCUGCAGGCGCCAUGCAGACUGUGCAGGGCUCGUCCGGCAACGGGAAUUACGUGAACUUCGGGGUGGGAGACUUGAAUAAUGUCCAGAACACGUUUUCUCCCAGUAACAGAGUGUCCUCGCUGCACGGCAUCAGGACGUGGUGACAAAAUCAUCCAAUAGCCAAGUUAGUUUGAGUGGAUUCUGAGACUGCAUGCGGAUUUCUAAAGGUGUCCACACAGCAAGGAAUAUGUAUGUAGCUCUAGCUAUACCUUUUGGGUUGUUCUUGUUUUUAGCACCAAGUUGUUUUUUUCCCCCCUAAGUAACUAAAACGACAGUUUAUGGCGCACUGUGUAAUUUCUGCGUAAAUGAUAGUAGUAAUAAUAAAAAAGGUU
Molecule: messenger RNA, 1247 nt
Organism: Xiphophorus hellerii (green swordtail)
Lineage: Eukaryota; Metazoa; Chordata; Actinopteri; Cyprinodontiformes; Poeciliidae
Gene: nkx2.5
Product: NK2 homeobox 5
Exons: 2
Coding region: 69-1019 (316 amino acids)
Biological process (GO): cell differentiation; regulation of transcription by RNA polymerase II
Cellular component (GO): nucleus
Molecular function (GO): RNA polymerase II cis-regulatory region sequence-specific DNA binding; DNA-binding transcription factor activity, RNA polymerase II-specific
Source: RefSeq, a predicted model, not a curated record